Molecule: messenger RNA, 5381 nt
Organism: Catharus ustulatus (Swainson's thrush)
Lineage: Eukaryota; Metazoa; Chordata; Aves; Passeriformes; Turdidae
Exons: 12
Coding region: 1-2622 (873 amino acids)
Source: RefSeq, a predicted model, not a curated record
AUGACGGAAACAAAGCUCGACCUCGCGGAUGUCCCACGAGCCACCGGCGUGGCACUAUAUGUUCCCCCGGGCCGCCGGCACUAUGCGCCUAGGCGUGACCCGGCAGCCAAAGGGGAAGACGGACGCCCGGACAGCGCUUUCAGGCCGGUGGCUCUGAGGACGUUGGGUGACCUGUACGGCAACGCAGGUUUCCCGACAAAGAGGUGCGCCCGCGUGGCCUCACGAGCGAGGAGAAACGCAGACGGCGGGACAGCGUCCCGCCGACCCUCGAGGGGUGAUGCCAAGGGGUGCGAGGACAGUCGGCAUCUGUGCCCACGUUCCCAUCGGCGCCAUCCCUCUGGGCAAGGGAUCAACCCGCGACUCCUACACCGCGCUUUGCCCAAAGCUUGGGCGUCGCUCGGGCGCAUCCGCUGGCCCGCAGAGCUCCACGCAGAGAAGCGCCCUCGGUCAGCCGGGCCCUCUGGAUUCGGCUCACCCGGCUCCGGACCCCCCAUCCCGCGCUCCCCACGGUGUUCGCCCGCGUGCGCCAGGCAAACACUCCGCAACAUCACGCACGACAGCUCCACCUCAGUACCUGAGUCACGUCCCGCGCCUGAACGUGAGGAUGCCCGUGCUCGCGCCGGACCGCAGCCCGCUGUCCCCGUGUGCCCACGCAGACCCGCCCCAGACCGUCUGGUCCCGCCGGCUGGGGAGCGCUCCCGCGCGGCGGGUCUGUGGCUGCUCGCCCCGCCCUGCCGCGGGGCGCGCCCUGGGUCCUAUCGCCGCCGCGGGGACCCUCCCUCCGCUACAGGUUCUUCCGCGCAGAGGCCCCAGCGCGGAGCCGCGCCGGCUCGGAACGGGGCCCCGGGGCCUCACAAGGCAUCAGCACGAGCUUUGAGCUGCUUGCGUAGAGUGCAGCGCAGGACUGGAUCCUGCCGGCGUGGAUGCUGCACUGGCUGUUCGGAGGAACAGGACCUAAGCAGUGGACUUCAACUUAUGGAUAGGUUUCUGCGGUUGAGCUCUAGGAAUAGUCAUAUAGAUGAUCUGCAUGAGGAUUAUGUGAACCUGAAACUUCACAUGGAGCAAAAGAUUCAAGAACUGGAAGACACUGAUGUCAGAAACUGGUCUAAACACCAACUGUCUCUGGCAGCUGAGCAAGAAUGGAUUCUGAAACAGAGUAAAAUGCAAACAGAACUGAACUGGCAGCAGGUCUGUGAGAAUGCAGAAUGUAGUUGGUAUCAGAAAUCAGAGGAUCUAACGCACAGCCUGUCUUCAUCAAGAGAGGAGGCUGAAACUGAUCUGCAGAAAACAGACCACAGGUUGCAUGAAGUGAAGACUGUUCUUUCUGCUCUGACUGUUGAGAGGGAACAGACGAUACAAGCAUCGUUUAAUCACAGUAUUUCACCUGAAGGGGAGAAACAGAUAUCUCAGUAUGAUGAUGAAAGUUCUCUGUGUAAAGAUAUCCCUUCUUUGGAAAUAAAAAAGCUGCAGGAACAGAAUACCAACCUUCGGGCUGCUAUUGCACAAAUGAGGAAAGAAAUGGAGAGUCUUGAUAAGCAGAUGUUGUCUUCUCUUACUCUAGCAGAAGACAGACAGCUUGCAGAGCAAGGUUCAUUGAGCACAAACAAAACUUCAACUGGAACCACACUGAUCAACAUCAAAGUCAGGUCACCUAAGUUGGAUUGUAUGGCAAAUUCAGACACAGAAGAGGGACCAGAACCCAAAGUUCUUGAAGAAAAUAUGGUGGAUUUUGGACAACAGCUAUCUGAUGCAGGUACUGGUGUUGCUUGUCAGUAUAGUGUCAAAUGUACUCUACGAGGACUGCAGAAUAAACUCAAGGAAGCAGCAAGAAAAAUCUCAAUUCUGAGCCAAGAAAAACGGCAACUGAUUGAAAUGGGAAAUAGUCUCAGGGCAGAACUUGGAAUGGUGUUAAACGAAGGACUCUGGCAUCCUGUUAGCUCUAAACACUGCACAGUUUGUAUUGCCUCUGGUAGUCUUCUUCCAAGAGAACUUGUCAGAAGAACACAGUGUCAACUAUCAGUUCUAAAGAAUCUACAGCACAGACUCUCAACACAGGAGUUGCAGUAUGCAGGGCAACAGCAUCCUUCAAGGUUUUCUUCUCUUACUGCCUGCCCUAGCUUAAAGGAAGAAGAAGCUCCAAGCAGCUGUGGGGAAGAAACAGAAUUAUCAUUUGCUGAGGUUCGGCUAGAUUUCUCUAUUGAAAAUCAUGGGCCAGAUACAUUCUCAGCAACAAAGGCACAUACAUGCACAAAGACUGUUCAAACUCAGCUGCUCAGUCAGAGUUCUAGUCAAGACCAGCAGGUCCAGCUUUCUUCAUCUAGAGCACAUAAUUUCUGUCAAAUUUUAGAUACGGGAUCAAGCCUUUCUCUACAAAGUCCGCGAAAGAACACGAGCCAGGUGGAGUUUGAAGUUCUACAUUCAAUUGAGCAAUCUGAAGAAUCUCGGCAAAGUGUCAAAGCCAAGGAUAAACUUGAAAUGUCAGCUGAAGAUUUGACAGUCAGAGGAACAAGGCAGGAAAUUCAGCAGAAGAUAAAAUCCAGGAGUUUAUCUUGUGCUCAUCUAUUAAAACCAAAAAUCUCUUCUAGCAUGGCAAAAAUUCGCAAUUAUAAUAUUAAAGACUGAUUUUUAUGUUGACAGCAUGUUGUAGGUUCACACUUGCUAUUUACUUACUUUGACAUCUCUAUAUCAGGUAUAAUUAUUUGCCUCAGUUUUGUAUGUCAGGUUGAGAUUAUUUGCAGCCAGAAGAGAGAACAAGUACUCUGCUUCAUACAGUGAAGCCUAAAAUAAAGGGUUAAUGUAUGUACAUUGAGAUUACAGUCUUCAUUGUUAAUACUGAUUUAUUUUAAUUAUAUACAUUAAGAUUUUCUUGCAUCAUGGAUUUAGAAAUGCCCAGUUAACACAUAGGUAAAGCCUUGUGCCUUCAGGCAGGGCUUGAAGGACUUUAGCAGAUAUUUUGUUGAGAAACUGUAGAUGUGAUUUAAGCUUAGAAGUGGGAUGCCUCAGCCUACUUCUUCUAAAUAACAAUGCAACCGUUAAUCCUGUGCAGCUAUCUUUCUACUUGAAAGAAAGGGGUUUAAAAUUAUUACAUCUGCGUCUGUAUUCUUUCUCAUCUUCUGUAGCUUUCCACUUGCUCAGAGAGCAUGAAAGAAUAUAAAAUUAAAUUUCUAUUGUCACACCAGUGAUUGUAUUUUCCCUUGACAAAAGACCGUGUGGACUUUAAGGCAGUGAGAAACACUGCUACCAUGUUAGAAUCAUAUACUCAGAAUAAUGCAGAUAUGUUGUAAGAAGUAAGUCUUAAAACAGAUGAAACUAAAAGAAAGCUUAAAUGAGUUGUGAUGUAACAAAGGAUAGCUGCGUAGUAAUGAACACACCAGGACACUCCAAUGCAAGUAAUCAGUGUAUUUUUGUAGCAUUUCCAGUAAUGCUGAGUGGUCCUGGGAUAUUACAGAGAUGAACUUUCCUCUAAGUAAAGGAAAUGCACAUGAAAAAUUCAAGAAAAAAUGUUUAAUUGUGGGGAUGGUCAAGCACUGGAACAGAUUGCUUAGAUGGGUUAUGGAGUCUCUGUCUAGGGAGAUACUCAAAACCCAACUGGACGUGGGCCUGGCCAGACUGUUCCAGCUGACCUUUAAGUUGAGGGCUUGGACUAGAUGAUGUCAAGAGGUACCUUCCAAUGUAAGAGAUUCUGUGAUUCUGCAAGUGGUAUCACUGAAUUGAAUAAUACUUCUCAGUUGCUCCUGAACACAUAAAAUCUAAAAAUGAAGGAAGAGAGCUACUUACCCAUGAAUGUCUUUUUUUUUUCUGGAGCAGUUUUUUAUAGAAACACUUUUCUGAUAUUCUUUGCAAAGAGAUGCUCUCUUCAGCACCUGAUAAUGCGGUAGUAAACCAUUUGAGAAUUUGAAUAAUUAUUUUGAACUACCUGCUGAAAAUAUUACAAAUACCUGCUGAAAAGUGCAAAGGUGCAGUGAUGUUAUAAUCAGAUGCUAAAUCUGCAAAUUUCAUGAGAUGUUACUAAGCCAAUAUAAGGUCUGAGAGACCUUGUGAGCUUCUUUCUAAAUAUUUUCAUUACUUGAAAAUCCUGUUAUUUGAUUCAACAUUGUUCAUGAGGGAGGACAACAUGAUGCACUCCCUUGAACCAGGCCCUGAAUGAGCUCUUUCUGUAGCACAAAGCAUAGUGGUUUCUAACAAGUACAGGAAUUUUGGCCCAGAUCACACCAGUUACAGCACUCACUGGUUAUUUCUAGAACUCAAUGUGUAGAUUCCAAAUUUUAUAAUAGCAGUAGAUCACCCUGAAAUUUUUUUUGUGAUUUCCAUGUUUAAUAUUGACCUAUGGAGAUGGACAAUAGUUCAGGUAUGAGAUUCUGUGCCUGUGUUAAAAGUAGUGUAAAAGAACAGUUUGUUCCAUGAUAUUUGUAGUACUGCAUCUGAACCUGGAAAACAUUUAUCUUUAUUCCUUACACCGUGGGUGUAAACUGAUGGAGACUUAAGAAAUGCCUUUGCGUAGAUUUGUAUGCAAGUUUCUAUGACUUUUUUUUUGUUUGCUUGUUUGAGGGUUUUCUGUUUUUUCGGUUGGUUUUUUUUUGUGGUUGGUUGGUGUGGUGUCCCGCUUACUCCCCCUCCCAUGUCACCUGGCAUGCCUGUUCAUGCAGACCUAUUGCCACUAAUGCAGCUUUAAUUUAUUCAGUUUCCCUGAGAAACAGGUUUCCUUAAGUCAACUGUAGGUAAGGAAAGAUUGUAUUUUCCCUUGACAAGAGAUUGUAUGGACUUCAAAUCAGUGAAAAACACUGCUGGGUUAUUUCAAUAGAUGAGUUGUUUAAUUUUAUUUUACUUGUGAUAGAAAAAAAAAGUAGUUCAGUUAUUGUACAUUUGUUUCAGAGUACUUCUGAGAACAGAGUUUGUAAGUACAAAAAUUAACAAAACAUGCAUAGUAAUAAAUAAUAAUAAAUAACAAAUAAUAAAUAAUAUUAACAUACUGCUUAGAUCCUGCAUGGAGAGGUUGUGCUAAGGGUGUACUAAAUACAGCAGGAAACUUCUCAUAUAUUCCUCUUAUGACGAAAAUAUUUAACAAAUUGUUGGGCACUGACUUCUGAGAACCUGAUUAGAAGAGUGGCAGCAAGGUACUACUGUGGAUACUAUUGAGUUGUACAAAGAAAGGAACGCCUAUAAAGAAGAGAAUUCAGGCAGAUCAGAGAGUACUGAAAAGGUAAAAGAGGACAUUAUUUAUUGUUGUCCUUAUCAAGGGGUUAAAAACCUGUUAUGUUGAGGAAUAUGCAGAUAAAAGCAAAAUAUCUGCCCCGAGAAAGUCGCAAUGGAGCUACAUCGCGAAGCGGCAGUGCGAGCGCUAUCCGGGAGCGGGGCCUCUGCCCAGAGCCAGUUCAAAGCCA